AUGGCCGACUGCCCUGCUGCUGCGGCGCCUCCACAGCGAUGUCGCGACGCGCGGCAGUGGAAGGCGGCCCUGGAAAUCGUGGCUCGGAUCCCACAGGCGGCGCUGCAGCCGACGGUCAUCAGCCUCAACUCGGCCCUUGCUUCUUGCGAGCAUACGGCUCAGUGGCCACGAGCCUGCGACCUUUUACGAGGCGGGAGCGACGCCGUCGACCGGAUCUCCUAUAACUCUGCUCUCAGCUCCUUGGAGAAGGCGCGGCAGUGGCGCACGGCCCUGGGUGCCGUCGGCAUCCUGUCCAUGCGGCGUCUGGCUGCGGACACCGUUACCAUCAAUGCCGCUGCCAGCGCCUGUGCACCUCGGUCAAUCGCUCAAAAAUGCCGGGUUUGGUGGUUUAGGGCCAGUCUAGGCUCAGUAGGUUCAUGGACCCGUGAUUUCAGUCACAGGAACAGCUAUACUGGUUACGACGUUGAGGAGAUGUCUAUGUUGGCCCACUCCAGCUUGCUGUUCGGGCGGGCGUGUCUGAUGGCAGCAGGCACCAGAGGAAGAGAUGUUCGAUCUUUCAGUAUUCUCCGAAGUGCCUCCGCGACGCUUUGCUCCUCAUGCUCAUGGACGAACCAAGCAUCAACUUCCUGCACUGAGAAGGAAGCACAAUCCCUCUUGGCUUCUGAGCAGCUCCGCUCGUUUCCGAAGACCCGUCUCUCCACCCUGAAGCCCUCAGCUUGA
Messenger RNA from Symbiodinium natans, 720 nucleotides. The record is from the annotation of a GenBank genome assembly. Lineage: Eukaryota; Dinophyceae; Suessiales; Symbiodiniaceae.